GGCGUUUCUUUACUGCUCUAGUCUUAUGCGCAUGUGUAACUUCUAUUUCUGAACUAGAUAUGGAAGAAUUACUUGAAUUGCUAUCUGAAGUGUCUGAAUUAGAAGAAUUAUUUGUGGAAUAUUUGACAUUAUUUUUCUUACUCUUAUUUUUGGAAACAUCGUCAUUUAAUCUUCUGAAUGGUAGAUGUGUAGAAGUGUUAAAGCAACAGAAUGUAAUUGAUUCAUGUUCAGAAUGUCUAAUUAUCACUUAUGAGAUUGCGAAAAAAUUAGAUUUCGAAAAAGAUAAAAGUUUAUCUAUUACUAAUAAAGUGGUAUUUGAUAUUGUUAAGCAAGUAUUGGCAAACCCGGAUAUUUCUCGACAACAUAUUCCAUGCAAAGCUAGAAAAAAACCAAUUUUUAAUGAUACCGCAUCUGAGUCCUCAUCCACAUCUGAAUCUGGGUCUAGUUCUGAAUCAUCGAAUGAUGAUGAAGAUUUUACUGUGAAAGUGGUGAAAGCAAAGAAGCGUGAUUAG
This is a messenger RNA of Dentiscutata erythropus, 512 nucleotides long. NCBI's taxonomy places the organism in Eukaryota, Fungi, Glomeromycota, Glomeromycetes, Diversisporales, Gigasporaceae. The record is from the annotation of a GenBank genome assembly.